CAGAUCUCCAAUACAGUGGUCUAGAAAACACAAUUUCAAUGUCCCGCAAGUACAACGUAACGUUCAACUGUGCCCUUGAUCUCCUGAUGUAUCCGUUUGACAAACAGACAUGUGAAAUUGUACUCAAGAUGACCUCUGGAACAAAUGAAUACAUCACCCUAAAGAGUGACAAGGAAGGGGUCAUUUACUCCGGAGGCCAACACCUGGUUGAGUAUGAGGUCACCGGAGUGGACUUGAAGUCCCUGGAAACAGGAGAAACCACGCCGAGCUUCCAGCAGACGCCUUUCGAGUCUCCCUUACCAGCUGAGGAACGAGUCCUGGAAGGAGAGUUCGCAGAUGUUUCCACUGGAUCCAAGUACUCCCGCCUGCUGGUGGCGCUCCAUUUCCGUCGUCGCUACGGAUUUUACCUCAUCAACACCUUCCUGCCAACCUCCCUCAUGAUCGUCAUCGCCUACCUCACGUUCUACUUCAAGGUGGAGGACUUCAAUGAUCGCAUUAUGGUGUCACUGACCUCCCUACUGGUCCUCUCUUCACUUUUCAACCAAUCCUCAUCAUCACUGCCCAAGACUUCCUACUUCAAACUGGUGGAUGUGUGGUUUCUCACCAGCAUUGUCACCAUCUUCAUCAUCAUCGUCAUCCAGACGGUUCUCGAACACCUGAGGGAGUCUGAGAUGGAAAGGCGCCUGGUUCCAGCGAGGAGAUCGACUCGUUUUAAGGGCCUUAUCAAAUCCCUGGCAAAGUCCAACAUCCGCCAAAGGAUCUCCACGGAAAGGAAGGAAAGACAGGCAACCGCAGGAACAUCCUGCAGUGCCUGGAGCUCUGGGAAUUCCCUCCUACAGCAGCAACCCCAACAAUCUCUGACGCUGAAGAAUCCCUGGGGAACGGACCACCCUCUGUCAUCUGCAGAGACAGAGACUGAGCUGUCGACCAGCAACCAGACUCAGCAACAACAGCCUCUUCGGAAGUUGGCUCCCAUUAGGCUCUUGAACGAAGAGACCCAUGAACUUGGAAAGCAGAUGGGCGAAGGCCAGGUGGUGAAAGGAGGUCACCAUAAGCACAGAGUUUCAUGGAAAUUUUGCAGUCAGCUGAGCAAAGUGGCACUGCUGAUCAUUUUCAUCAUUUUUCUGAUUUCUUACUGGGCACUAGCUCUCAGUUCUUAUCAGCUGUAAAGUUAAUGCUAACAGUGAGAUGUUACACUAACCUAGUGUGCAUAUGCAUGCACAUGUAGUAUCUAAAUUUGGCAAGAUUAUUUCUUCUUUGACUAUAUGUAUAUUACAUUACUUUCAAACUGUGAAAUACCAAAAUGUAUAGAA
Macrobrachium nipponense is the source of this 1313-nucleotide messenger RNA. RefSeq names its product pH-sensitive chloride channel 2-like. Gene Ontology annotation, molecular function: transmembrane signaling receptor activity; extracellular ligand-gated monoatomic ion channel activity; neurotransmitter receptor activity. Bases 39 to 1169 code for a protein of 376 amino acids. Gene Ontology annotation, cellular component: plasma membrane; neuron projection; synapse. Gene Ontology annotation, biological process: monoatomic ion transmembrane transport; nervous system process; signal transduction. The transcript is spliced from 4 exons. The record is from RefSeq and is a predicted model, not a curated record. NCBI's taxonomy places the organism in Eukaryota, Metazoa, Arthropoda, Malacostraca, Decapoda, Palaemonidae.